This is a messenger RNA of Aspergillus bombycis, 1002 nucleotides long. RefSeq names its product ankyrin repeat domain-containing protein. The coding region runs from base 1 to 1002 and encodes 333 amino acids. The record is from RefSeq and is a predicted model, not a curated record. Lineage: Eukaryota; Fungi; Ascomycota; Eurotiomycetes; Eurotiales; Aspergillaceae. Gene Ontology annotation, molecular function: protein binding. The transcript is spliced from 2 exons.
AUGGGCCCGCCUCACGAAGAGAUACUAGCCCUCAAACGACGCAGGGAACAAAACCGCCUUGCACAAAGACGUCGCCGCGAUAAUGUUAGACGACGAUUGAGAGACCUGGGCCUCGAUGCUAACAGUCCGGUCUCCCCCAGUCAAACGUCAAAAGAUCGUACAGUCACACUAAGUUCCCACCAGAACUUCAGAACAACCGAUUCGUUAUCAUUUGACAUCCCCAUUGCUGGCACCGACAUUGCGCCAUAUGAUGCCUCUUUGAAAAGUCUAAUACGGUUGGACAACCAGAUCCCACUCACUGAAGUCUCACUCCCCGGAUACGCCUCCUCUGCCUCACCAUCCUCCGUGGGCCCACUCUCGGGCUCGACAUCUCCCAGUCGGCAAACGUACGAUGACUCAACAGACCCUACUUGGCUACAGUCUUUCUAUGAUACAUCACCACUCACGAUGCGCUUUGAUGGCAGUAGCAUGCCGUCCCGUGAGGCUGAAAUCCCCAUUACCCACGAAAACAAUCUCCCUCGAUCUCCAGAUCUACCGAGUAUGAUGUGUGGCUUAAAUGAUGCAUCGGAUGACAGAGCCUGGGCGUUACCCUCGUCCACAGCCAGUGAACAGAUGAGUUCCCAAAGUCUUCCAUCAAGUCAAGUCCCACAGCAUUGCAGAACGCCAUUUCCGGGACAGGUGCGUCCGCGAUGGACUACGGCGCUACAUAUGGCAGUCUCGCGGGGCAACUUCUCGGUGAUGCGCCUUCUACUGAGCCAUGGGGCGGACCCCAACGCAGUCAACAGCGAAGGGGCUACGGCUCUCCAUGUUGGGGUCAUGAAUGGCAAUUACACUAUGGUGGCCGAGCUUCUCCAACGGGGGGCUGAUCCCACCCUCACCAAUGCGGCGGGCUGGCUUCCACUGCACCAUGCGGUCCAUGCGGGCGAUGAGGGUUGCGUACGAGUGUUGCUUGAGGCCGACCAGCCUGUGGACUAUCCAUAUCCCAUUUUUGAUUACUCUUGA